AGACCUCUCACUUUAAGCAAGCAGUUUCAAAGCACUGGUGACUCCUCUUUGGAAGCCCCAGCUAUACACUGUCAAGCUAAGUUUAAGAGGCUCUAUACAUCUUCAGCUCUGAAGAAUCCCAGGGUAAAAGUGGUAUGGCUCAAAAUCAAAAGGAAGGAAAGCUGCAGACUUCCUUUCCUCCGGUUCACUUCAGUCUGGGCACCUUCUUCAGAUCAAUGGAAGAAACCAGCAAAGAUCACAUAUCAAAUCUACAUGUUUCUAGACACAUUCAAGGGCCGAAGAUAAACCUAUCUCAAGUGGAGAGUCUAGCAGCUACAGAAAAGGGGAGAGUGACCAGAGACUACAAUCAUUACCUUGGACCUUGCCUCAGUCCUCUGAAUGCAUCUUUCCCUGACAAACGAGAAAUCAAACUGGACAAUGGCUCUGUAAGCCUAAGCUCUUUGAAGGCAGCAUCCGUGAGACCCUCAGCUGUGAUCUCCAGAGCUUCAGAUUGUCCAAACUGUAAGAAGGAAAGAAGGAUCCGGGGUGAGUAUGACAAGUUCAUUCUGCAGGCAAGGAGAGACAAGGAGGCCUUGCAGAAAAGGAUUGCCCGACUAGAAGCGGACCUAAGAAGGCAUGAAGAACACCAGAAAUCCACUCGGGUAGAAGACAAAGCAGUAGGCUGUUCUAUGACCUUUUUAGUAGAAAUGGAGGCCCAUUUGGAAAGGACUCCUAAUACCGAAAGAACACAAACCCAGCAGACGGAAGUUAAUCAAAGCAAGAUGGUGUCUGAAAUGGAAGAAUUAAAAGCGCUGCUUGAGAAGGCAAAGGAGCAGGAGGAGGAAAAGACAACACAUCUAGAAAUUGAAAAGGAGGCCUGCCUGGAGGAAAUUGCACAAUUAAAGAAGUGCAUAGAAAAGGUGAGAGUACAGAAUGAUGCACUUCUGGAAAAAGUAAAAAUGCUUCAGAAAGCUCUCAUUAAUCAGUCUCCUUCUUGGAAGUUGUGUUCUACAGCUCUUAAUACGGAAGUGCUAACCAUUUCCCACAGUGACACUGCUGGUGCAGGCUUUCCAGAGAUCAUUCCUGCCUACAGUCAAUACGAUGACGACGCUGGUGCUACUUAUGGUAGUAGUAAAGCAAAUGGAAAAUAUGUAGAUGGAACAAUCUUAAUGAAGCAUGAUGCUAAAGACACAUAUAAGCAGCUGGAAAGGGAACGCAACCUUCUACUAGAUGUAAUGGUAAUCAUGUAUACACGAAGAUGGUUUCUGGAAGAAGCAAUACCAUACAUAAGGAGGACACUGAAGAAAUGUGGAAUCAGCUCAGAACAUGGAAAGUGAAACCCUGUCAAGCUAAUAUACACAGUCCAAUGCAAACAUUUUAAAUUGUAUCAGCAGAGACAUGCAUCAACUUGAACCACUGUACUGCAGCAUCUUCAUUUGGAUGUCUAAUUAGAUACCUAGUUUGGGUUUGGCAAGUAUUUAAUGCUUUUAUUGCUAAAGAAUUGGGCUGCAGUACUCAGCUCCUCCAUUAACACAGACUAUCAAGAGUAGUUCCUUAAAUUUAACACAUUAAGAACAUGAUGAAUUCUAUACCCUUGGUUUGAAUGCUAUUGGGCAAUCUCACCUUCCCUGCAGAACAUCGGAAGAUGGGUGGUGAGAGAAUGCUCUCACAGUCCUGCUCUGUGAAGCACAGAGCAGGGUGGAGGGAUCCAGGCCUGGAACUUGUUCCGGCCCCCAGAGAUCCCACAAUGCACCACACAUGUGCGCGAUACAUUGAGGGGAUCCCCUCCAGUGAUGGGUGGGCACCCGUCAGUGCUUUGGCGCUGGCUGAAAACAGUCUCUGCUGGCACACAAUCAGGUACAUGGGGUUAUCGGAGCACUCGCUCCCUUAACCCCAUUUACCGCCGGUCCUCAUGGGCAGCCACGUCUUGGCUGCUCCUAAGAACAGCCUCUGACUUUGGGCACCACUAUUCUCCCAGUGCCUCUCUUUAGGAGCAAGAUACUAAGACUGUUUUUUUUUUUCCCCAUCUAUGGUGGUACACAUUCUAGAGACUAUAGUUACCUUUUUCUUUGGUUAAGAAACUGGGGGCAAUAGGCCUGUGGUGGAAUGAUGUUGCCUUGGCAAGAGUCUACUUUAAGCUGUAUGAAAACCAAGGCAAAAGAGGUUUCUUGUCCAGGGCAGCUUGUGCUACUGAAGCAUCAAACCAAAAAUUGCCCUUCUUCCUACUUUUUAGAGGGUUGGUAAAAUCCUAUUCUUCACCAGCCACAAACUAAAUAUGACAUUUUGCAGCACCUAUUUCUCUAUUCCUGUUGUGUCUAAUGCUCCUGAAAACAUAUCUAGGAGCUCUCACAAUGUCCAAGCAGCCUCCUGUCCAUUUCUUCUUGGAAGAAGAGCAGGAUAUCAAUGUAAAGUAAAUAAUAAUAACUAAGACUGAUAGAAUGUUUACAAAUUUUGGAGCAUCUGAACUGUAAGGGGCAUAUAGUUAUGCAGGGGCAUAACUCUAGUUGAACAAGGGGGACAAAUGUCAUUGGGCCCCUGAGGAAAGGGGAGGCAUCAACUGGGCAACAGCUCACGCUUCAUUCUUUACAGUUCUUCUGCACCAAAGAUUUGGAGGAGAGGUGAAGAAGGUUGGAGGCCCAUCUCCACCUUUUAGUAACACAGCCCCUCCACCCUUACUGUGCCCCUUGUUAAGACAGUGAGGCAGCACAAAAGCUCUUGAUUUACAUUACAUUUUUGAAUUCCGCACUUCUUCCAAGGAGCCCAGAGUACAUACUUAAGUUUCUCCUCACAACAACCCUGUGGAGUAGGCUGGGCUAAGAGAGAAGUGACUGGCUCAGAGUCACCCAGUUACCGGCAAAAAUCCCCACUGGUACUAUAUCGGGCAGCAGUGAUAUAGGAAGAUGCUGAAAGGCAUCAUCUCAUAGUAUGCAGGAUGAGGCAAUGGUAAACCCCUCCUGUAUUCUACCAAAAGAAAACCACAGGCCUCUAUGGGCCGUCAAAUCGACUUGACGGCACACUUUACCUUACCUUUAGGAAGAGGGUAGCAUAGGAGAAUUAACUAGCUAUCUGAUAGUAGCAAUAGCACUAGCAAUAGCACUUACAUUUAUAUACCGCUCUAUAGCCAGAGCUCUCUAAGCGGUUUACAAUGAUUUAGCAUAUUGCCCCCAACAUUCUGGGUACUCAUUUUACCGACCUCGGAAGGAUGGAAGGCUGAGUCAACCUUGAGC
Messenger RNA from Hemicordylus capensis (graceful crag lizard), 3206 nucleotides. RefSeq lists its product as uncharacterized. The record is from RefSeq and is a predicted model, not a curated record. NCBI's taxonomy places the organism in Eukaryota, Metazoa, Chordata, Lepidosauria, Squamata, Cordylidae. The coding region runs from base 135 to 1316 and encodes 393 amino acids. The transcript has 8 exons.